Physella acuta is the source of this 1014-nucleotide messenger RNA. RefSeq lists its product as uncharacterized. NCBI's taxonomy places the organism in Eukaryota, Metazoa, Mollusca, Gastropoda, Physidae. The record is from RefSeq and is a predicted model, not a curated record.
UCAACUAGAACAUUUACACAGUAUCAAGAUGACAUCCAUUGCUAUAAUUGCACUCAUGCUUGUUCUCGUUGCCCCAUCCUUUCAGCAGCCCAGGGGUGAUUAUAGAGGUGGCGAUGGAAAUCACCAUGGCAAUGGCGGAGGACCCGUGGGUGGAGGACACAGAGAUGGGGACGGCCGUCGUGGAGGAAAUAGAGGCAACUGUGGCUACCUGGCCCCCAACUGCCGCGCCAACCCUGGCGACUACAACGCCGUGUUCAGGUACACCUACGACAGGAAGAGCCUGGUCUGCAACAAGGUCAGCGUUAUCAACUCGUGUGCUUUCAACUACGGCCCGGGGAGCAACGUGUUCGAGACCUUGUUGGACUGCUCACAGGCCUGCGAGUACAACAACAACAACAACCACAGGGGAUAUUAACACAACAACAACAACCACAACAACAACAGGGGAUAUUCGCACAACUAAACUACGUCAGUGGUAAUAAACACAACUAAACUACUACAGGGGAUGUUAACACAACUCAACUUCAACAGGGGAUAUAAGCACAACUAAACCACAAAAGGGGAUAUUACCACAACUAGAUAUUGUUUUUCAUAUAAUUUAAGCAAACGUCGUUUUAAAUGAAUAUCCAAUUAAAAAGAAAUUCAUUCAAUGUCAUUGCUAACAAACCAUUUUUUGGCUACAUUUCUGUCAAUGCUUAAAAGAAAAAUAAUAAAUCGUUAAAGAAAAAUGAUUGCUUAUAAAAGACCAAAGCUAAAUAAGCACACAUGUUUUUAUUCUGUUGUUAGUUACACGAUAUUUGUAUUGUCCCAUUUCCGUGGUGUAAAUGAGAUGUUAGAUUGUUACGUUUUAUUUUAAGUUCUUACAAAACUAGUUAGUUUUAUAUUGUGUGGUGUGAUUUUCAAGUUUUGUAUUUACUUGUCAAGGCCUUCUAACACUUUGGUACUUUGUCAAGUGAAAAACAAACACCUUUUUGAAAUAAAAUGUCCUUUAUAUUUUCUCUUCAUUAUAUGUGU